GCGCUGAGUCUGGAGUCCAUUAACACAUCAACAGUCCCCGCCAAUCAGCCAACCCUGGCCCAGUGGCGUCUGCACUCUGCAGCAGUGUCUUGGCCAUUCCGCUUCUGGGAGACCUUCUCGAGCAAGCAUCUCUUGAGUCCAUUCCCAGAGACAGGGUGUCGUCGCAUCCGAGUGUUGUUGCGCGGUCCCUCACGCAGCAUGCGUAUCGCCACGCCGGGCUGCAAAUGAGCAAGCGUGAACCUCUGCGGCCGUGUCCUCGUCCUUAAACUCGGUUCCAUCGCCUGCUCCCUCCUUCCUUCCUGCAUCUUUCCCACGUUUUACCCACGUUGGCCUCCGAUCGGACACGGACUCGGCACGGCACCUGCCUCUUCUAUCUUUCGGGUUCACUCAUUACGACCUCGUUUGUUCUUCACCUGUUGUUGUCUUUACUCCCUUUGUCCCUUCCCCCCCUCAAGUGAAUCUGCCUGUCAUCCCAACCUGCUCCCAUCAUGUCGAGCAGUGAGAAGGGCAGCGGCAAGGACGCCGUGGUCGACACGUCGAGCCAGAACUCGGUUCCGCCGCCGGACCAUGUAUCCGAGUCGGGCGGCAUCGACGCCGCCUGGAAGUUCCUCGACGCGCAUCGCGAAGAUGUCGCCGGCGCCACCCCCAUCGACAUCAACAGGCUGCGCUGGAAGAUCGAUUUCCACAUCGUGCCCAUCAUGUUCUGCUGCUACACGGUGCAGUUCCUCGACAAGGUCAUUCUCAACUAUGCCGCCGUGAUGGGCCUCAACAAGGACCUCAACUUGACGGGCAAUGACUUCUCCAACAUCGCCACCUUCCUCUUUGUUGGUCUCCUCGUCUUCGAGAUCCCCAACAUCUUCUUCCUCCAGUACUUCCCUGCCGCCAAGUGGCUCGGAGCCAACGUCCUGCUCUGGGGUGUGGCCACCGCCAGCGGUGCCGCCGCAAAGAACUACCAGACAUUGCUCGUCUCGCGUGUCUUCCUCGGCAUCUUCGAGGCCACCAUUGGCCCAUCCCUGAUUCUCAUCAGCAGCCAGUGGUACACCAAGUCGGAGCAGGCCCCCCGCUUCUCCUUCUGGUAUCUCGGCCUCGGCCUCGGCCAGAUCCUUGGCGGUGCCAUCUCGUACGGCUUCCAGGGAGUUGAUGCGAAUGCCUCGUUUGUCGGCUGGAGGAUCAUGUUCCUCACUCUCGGCCUCAUCACUUCGCUCAUCGGCGCCUGCACUUUCCUCUUCCUCCCCGACACCCCCAUGCAGGCCCGCUGGUUGUCCGACGCCGAAAAGGUGGCCCUGCUCAAGCACGUCAGUGUCAACCAAACCGGAAUCGACAACAAGAAGUUCCGCCUCAAGGAGAUCAUCGAAGGAAUCAUGGACCCUCAGCUCCUUCUCAUUCUGCUGUCGGUGAUUCUGCUUUCCGUCUCCAGCGGUGUCGUUACCACGUACUCGGCCACUUUGAUCAGGAAUCUCGGAUAUCAACCCAAGCAGGCUGCAUUGAUGAACAUGCCCUCGGGAGCCGUCAGCAUCUUCUUCACUCUGCUCGUCGGAUAUGGUGUCCGCAAGAACUCGCACCGCUGGGCGUGGAUUCUCGCUUGCAUCUUCCCUGCUAUCAUCGGUGGUGCUCUGAUGUCCUUCCUUCCCUCGAGCAACAAGAAUGGCGUUCUCGCUGGCAUUUACCUCGUCAACGCUGUCGUCGCUCCCCUUGCUGUGUUCUACAAUUGGGUUGCCGCCAACGUUGGUGGAUCCACCAAGCGUGCCUUUGCGGCCGCCGUUGUUAGCGGGUCCUUCUCCAUCGGAAACAUCAUCGGGCCCCAGACCUUCCAGGCCCGCGACGCUCCCGACUUCCGCCCCGCUAAGAUUGCCGUCAUGGGCACGCAGGCUGGCUGCGCUUUGACCACCUUCCUUUUGUUCGUCUAUUACGUCUGGCAGAACAAGAAGCGCAACGUUGCUGCCGAGACUGAGGACGCGUUCCUGUCGCCCGAGGCUUGGGCCCGCAUGACGGACAAGGAGAACAAGAGGUUCCGUUACUCUUACUAAAAAGUCUUUUUAUCCACCCUUAAGGGUUAGAGUCAAACUGUUGGAUGGGUUGUCUCUUUUUUUUGGUCUAGUUCAGUGUUCUUGGAGUAGGAUGUGUCUGUACAGACUUGGGUGGUCUAUUGCCUUGUAAUGUGGGUGUUGGUGUUAUUUCUGUACAGAUGCGUUGUAGUCUAGAUGUCGAAUCACUGUUCGAGUCAAAGCCCAGAGCCUGGUCGGAAUUUAACGGCCUCUUAUUCAACAUUUAAACUUGGCAUUUGUCAUUUACAGUGUACAGCAACGCAUUUGAAUUGCGCUGCGAUUGUGUAUGUACGUAAUGAAGGCGUGAUACGUAACGAAGGCGUGACCGAAUACGGGUCCAAGUAAUUAUGGUCAUAUUCUUAGACUUAGCCCUACUCCACCCACCCCCUGUUUAAUCUGCGAAGAGUCAAGAUGCUAGUUCAGAGUCCACACUCUAGUAUUUU
This is a messenger RNA of Lasiosphaeria miniovina, 2488 nucleotides long. RefSeq names its product major facilitator superfamily domain-containing protein. Lineage: Eukaryota; Fungi; Ascomycota; Sordariomycetes; Sordariales; Lasiosphaeriaceae. Gene Ontology annotation, biological process: transmembrane transport. The record is from RefSeq and is a predicted model, not a curated record. Gene Ontology annotation, molecular function: transmembrane transporter activity. The transcript is spliced from 6 exons. Gene Ontology annotation, cellular component: membrane. The coding region runs from base 489 to 2027 and encodes 512 amino acids.